UUUGAUUUUUUCCCUCUUCGAUUAGAUUGCAGGCGCUGCUGCCAUUUCUGUUCAAUUGGGUUUUGGAUUUAUGCUCUGCUGUGAUCACAGCCAUUUUGUGUUGUGGGUUUGUUUUUGUGGUGCUGAGCUUAGGAAUUAAUUGAUUCAUAUACAGUGAACUAACUUAGUAUAUUGUUUGCAGUUAGGGCUGUUCUUGUGAUGAAUUUAAUCGAAGAUCAUGAGCGUAGAGUAGUAGGAAGAUCAAUUCAUCAACAUAUUGUUGUAGUGCUCUAUUUUUUUCUCCUUACAAAAAUCACUGGUGUGAAUUGACAUAUAUCUCAAGAUAUCGUAUACUCAAGAUGCUUACAUAUGAGCAAGAUCCUGAUGUUGUUCGUUGGGGACUUCAGCUUUUUGACGGAGACCCUUAUGCUAAUUCUGGAUAUUGCAGUUCGAUGGUCCAGCAUAACACAGACUGUUAUCCUGCACAGUACUUAAAAGGAUAUCAGUAUGAUCCAAACUACAGCUAUAUGGGAAAUCAUGAUGUUUCUAUCAAUUGUCUUCAAGAAGGAUUGUCGCAACUUUCUGUAACGGAACCAAUCAAACCUUCUUUCCAAGAGGGGGCGGAAUAUCUACAGACUUCAUUUUGUUCUCAGGAUUGGUUUCCACAAUCGCUAGGAAGCUUUGAUUAUGUUAGAGAAGCUGAUAAUCAACAUGAAGAGGAAACUGAUGUGGGAAUUUCAGCUUCAUGUUCCAGCACAGGAGAUGAAUCAUAUACUGGGGAGGAAUGGUCAUACUUUCUAGAACUAAGGGAUGAACAUGCUUUGGAUGGUGAAGUGGGCAAAAGGCUGAACCAGAUGGUUCCUGUUCCUCAUAUUCCAAAAAUCAACGGUGAAAUACCAUCCAUAGAUGAAGCAACUUUAGAUCAUCAAAGACUUCUGGACAGAUUGCAGGUGUAUGAGCUGAUUGAAUUUAAGGUACAAGGUGAUGGUAACUGUCAGUUUCGAGCUCUGUCAGACCAAUUUUACCGUACUCCCGAGCAUCACAAAUUUGUCAGACAGCAAGUUGUAAAUCAGCUUAGGUCUUUUCCAGAGAUGUACGAGGGUUACGUACCAAUGGUUUACGAACACUAUUUGACAAAGAUGUCCAAGAGUGGAGAAUGGGGAGAUCAUGUAACCUUGCAAGCUGCUGCUGAUUCAUAUGGUGUAAAGAUAUUUGUCAUAACAUCAUUUAAGGACACAUGCUACAUUGAGAUUGUGCCAAGCGUUCAAAAAUCUGAACGAGUUAUUUCGCUGAGCUUCUGGGCAGAAGUUCAUUACAACUCUAUAUAUCCUCAAGGAGAGUGUCCAACCUUUCGGACAAAGAAGAAGAAGAGAUGGCAAUCUACACAACAUGAGCAUGUGGAUUUACCUGAUAAUUUCUGUUGAUGAGAUUACAUGGAUGCCAUAAACAGACUGUACUGAUAAAAUCUCCCUGCUGAUUAGACUAAAUUUGAUUCUUUCCUUGAAUUAAUAAAAUGUCGAAACAUGAAUAAUGGGCUCCUUGCCUCCUCGGUUUACUUUAGAUCCUUCUGCUUUGUGCUGUAUAGGAUGUCUUCUUUCAGACAGCCUUUGGAUCAUUGAAAGUAUUUGUAUAAUGUUGCUGUGUAACAUGGAAAGUUUUAUCUAACAGAAACUGAUGUUAUGAGGCUGGAUUUAAAUGCGCUGUUGCUUUGUCUCUUGUCUUGCAAAUAUUCCCUGUACGGGUUUUGAAGUUAUAAUAUUAUACUGAUUGAUGU
This is a messenger RNA of Andrographis paniculata, 1753 nucleotides long. Its product is annotated as OVARIAN TUMOR DOMAIN-containing deubiquitinating enzyme 12-like. NCBI's taxonomy places the organism in Eukaryota, Viridiplantae, Streptophyta, Magnoliopsida, Lamiales, Acanthaceae. Bases 339 to 1403 code for a protein of 354 amino acids. The record is from RefSeq and is a predicted model, not a curated record. The transcript has 12 exons. Gene Ontology annotation, biological process: protein deubiquitination. Gene Ontology annotation, molecular function: cysteine-type deubiquitinase activity.